Myxocyprinus asiaticus (Chinese sucker) is the source of this 2351-nucleotide messenger RNA. RefSeq names its product dual specificity protein phosphatase 2-like. Gene Ontology annotation, cellular component: nucleus; cytoplasm. The transcript is spliced from 4 exons. Bases 303 to 1301 code for a protein of 332 amino acids. NCBI's taxonomy places the organism in Eukaryota, Metazoa, Chordata, Actinopteri, Cypriniformes, Catostomidae. Gene Ontology annotation, biological process: protein dephosphorylation; endoderm formation; negative regulation of MAPK cascade. The record is from RefSeq and is a predicted model, not a curated record. Gene Ontology annotation, molecular function: protein tyrosine/threonine phosphatase activity; MAP kinase tyrosine/serine/threonine phosphatase activity.
UCCUGUAGAAUCACAUCAGCUCACAAUAAAGAAGUUUAAAUCUAAGCUAAUGACGAAAUAUAGACGAAGUCUAUAUGAAAUUUAAAAUUAUUCCAUGCUCAUUUUAAAGUAAUAAGACUGUGAAAACACAAUAGGCCUCAAAGGACACAAUAAUAUUGUUUUGUGUCAUUUUCUAAAUUGUAGUUGAUUUCUAGUGGGGGAAAAAAUACAGUAAACUUUUUUAUAUACUGAACGCGCUGUUGUUGAUGCUGUAAAGAACAUCAGUUUCUACUCACGGCUGUUGUUUGCCUGGAGAGGUCAUCAUGGGUAUUGGCGAGCCUCUGGGGAUCUCAGGUAGCGAGUUAGUUCAUAUUUUGCGGACUCCUUCUGAGCUCUUCACGUCUGCGGGAUGCAUCGUGUUGGACUGUCGGCCUUUCCUCGCCUUCUCCCACGCGCACAUCCUCCAGUCCCGCAACGUCAACUGGAACUCAAUGCUGAGGCGCAGAUCCAAGAGCUCCGUGAUGUCUCUGGAGUGGCUGGUGGCCGAUAAGUCGCUCCUCAAGCAGCUGCGGAACGGAGAGUUCUCUCCGGUGGUUGUCCUGGAUGAAAACAGUCGGUCCGUCAGAGAUCUGAAGAGUGAGAGUCUGGCCAGUCUCCUGAUCAGUGCGCUGCAGUUAGAGGUCCAGUCUGCCUCCACUCAGAUCUGCUUCUUACAAGGUGGAUUUGAUGGGUUUUUCGCACUUUAUCCUGAACUCUGUUUUAACACUCCUGUUAUGUGCUCAAAUCACGUGGCUUUCAGUGAUCCAGAGCCCGUCAUGUCAGGGAGAAAGACUCCUCUCUAUGAUCAGGGUGGUCCAGUGGAGAUCCUCCCCUUCCUUUUUCUUGGCAGUGCCCAUCACUCGUCCCGACGGGAGACUCUGGAGCGAUGUGGGAUUACGGCUGUUCUCAACGUUUCCUCAUCCUGUCCAAACCUGUUCGAGGAGGAACUUCAGUACAAGACUCUAAAGGUGGAGGACAGUCUGGCCGCAGACAUACGUGUGCUAUUUCCAGAGGCAAUCCACUUUAUCGAUUCAGUUAAGGAGAGUGGUGGGCGGGUGUUGGUCCACUGUCAAGCAGGAAUCUCCCGGUCAGCCACCAUCUGCCUGGCAUACCUGAUACACACUCGCCAUGUCCGUCUAGACGAGGCCUUUGACUUUGUAAAACGGCGUCGACAAGUCAUCUCACCCAACCUGGCUUUCAUGGGCCAACUGUUGCAGUUUGAGACAGAUGUUUUGUGUCCCUAUUCUGCGCUAGACAGAGAGAACAGUGGCACUGCGUUUUAGUAUCUGUGUACAGAUGGCAGAAAUAUUUAACUGUCCCUCAUUAACCUGUGACAAAGCAUUACAGACCUGAGACUAUGGCUGUGCUGUACAGCUUUGAUAUCAGAGGAUCUGAUAGAUCUGUGAAGGCGCUUUGGUUAGACCACAUAGUUCCAGUCCUACGGGUAAACAAACAUUUUAAAGCCAUUCUAUUGCAGCAGGAUUAUGGUACAUGCUAGAUGUAUUUAAACAUGAGACUCUUGUUGUAGAUGGCAUCAGCUGACUACCUGUACUUGAAUGUUUACAGCAAUACACAACCUAUAUAUAGCUCAAUGCCUCUAUGUGUUCCCAAACAGCAUUGGCAUAACUGACACAUACAACAAGAACACUGCAACGCCCCAUAGCCCUCAUGGAAAAUAUAGUUGUUACUUGUCAGUGUGACAUUGUGUAAACCUUGACUCAAUAUAAUUUGAUCUCAUGACACCAACUCAACAUUAUCAUAUGAGACAGAGCUUCUCUGAUGGCAGUUCAAAAAUUAGGAAUAAGAUACAUAAGCAUUGAGUACUUUAUGGUCUAGCUUUCAACAAUAAGUUGAUGUGUUUUGGAAGGAUGUCUGUAGAUCACCAUACCCUGCAAAUAUAUUGCAUCAGUCAAUGUUCCAUUUGACUAAACUGAGUGAUGCUUUGACCAUAUUUGGGUGUGAUGUGUGGUUAGUUUUCUAUGCUGUAAAUGUCAAGUUUUUCCAUUAAGUUAUUGUCGGAUUCUUAGUCUCAAAGAGAGUUUUAAAGGGCAAAGACCUGACAAACUGUGAUCUUAGGUCAUUUUAAAAGAUAAAAUUGUGUUGCGAUAUAUAACAGGCACUAAAGCAAUUUUCUAGUAAAUGUAUUUUUAUUUUUAUAAAGUAUUAUUUUGUUUUAUGUUUUUUGUGAAUAUUUAUUUAUCUGUUUUCAUUCAAGCAAUGCACUUUAAAUGUAGAUGUUUGAGAUAUUGAUGAGACCUUUUGUAAGCUACUUUGUUCACUUAUUUCAAAAUGUAAAUAAAGCAAUGGAUUAAUUUAAUGCAGAACUAAAUGUG